AUGGGGAUGGAACGUCGUGUUGCGGAGGCAAUAGAGAGGGAAGAUAGAGUCUUUAUUCGAUUUCCACGAAAGAAGAGAACCUUGAGGAUUCUUGUCUCUUAUCUCGAGAUAGAGAGUUUUGCGACCGAAGAAGACCCUCAUAAAGCCGAUACUUUUGACGUCCCAUGCACGGAAUCUUCAUCAAACCCCACCGGAAACAUCAAGAGAUGUUCUCUUGGGCUUCCUCCUGCCACGGGACAACAACCUAAAAAAAGAAGACGCAUGGCCAACGGUCGUUUUGAAGCGGAAGCCUCUUCUUCUGGGACGAGAGACCCGACGCCGGAGUGGCUGGUGCAGUUGAUGAGGGACAAGAAGGGCAAAGAUCCAAGAUGUAUCAUAAAGAAGGCUUUGGUAGAAACCGAUGUCCUUCCACACUUCCGUCGUCUCUCCAUGCCUUUCAGCAAGAUAGAGGAUCUUGAAUUCUUGACACCCUCCGAAGAAAAUAUCAUACGAAGACAUGCCAGAAAGCUUCGCGACGAUGGACUAGCCUCGAUACUCGUGGCUUCUGAUCUAAAAGAAUAUAAAGUGAAAUUGGCGAGAUGGAACAUGGGGAAGAAUCCUCCAUACUUUUUGACUAGUGGGUGGAAUCAUGUGGUCAGCGAUUACCAGCUACAGACACACGAUAAGAUUUGCCUCUGGUCGUUCCACGUUGGUAAGACACUCUAUUUCGCUAUGGUUCCUACUUCGCAAACUGAGUCUGGCGAAUCGGGGCAGGAUGAGCUCUGCGUUAGUAAUCAAAGACAAAAUUAG
Camelina sativa (false flax) is the source of this 789-nucleotide messenger RNA. Lineage: Eukaryota; Viridiplantae; Streptophyta; Magnoliopsida; Brassicales; Brassicaceae. The record is from RefSeq and is a predicted model, not a curated record.